GCGGCAUGAGUAGCGCGCGCCCGGCCCGGCCCGGCAGCGCCCGCCAUGGCGCAGGCCGCGCCCGCGCCUCCCGCCACCCACUCGUUCGUCAAGAAGACCUUCCACAAGCCGACCUACUGCCACCACUGCUCGGAUCUGCUGUGGGGCCUCAUCGGGCAGGGCUACGGCUGUGAAGUGUGCAACUUCAUAGUCCACGAACGAUGUGUGGGCCAGGUGGUGACGCCGUGCUGCGGCGUAGCGCCGAGUCUCAUCAAGAACCCAGUGGCGCACUGCUGGUCAGAACCGACGCACCACAAGCGCAAGUUCUGCACGGUGUGUCGGAAACGUCUUGAUGAGAUGCCGGCGCUACACUGCAUGAUAUGUGAAUACUACGUGCACGGCGAAUGCGUGGACUUCGCGGCGGCCGACUGCAAGGAGAACGCGACGUACUGCGCGGGCUCGGAGCCGCGCCACGUACACCACUGGCGGGAGGGCAACCUGCCCAACAACUCCAAAUGCGCCGCCUGCCGCCGCGCCUGCUGCUCCGCCGAGUGCCUCACCGGCUACCGGUGCGAGUGGUGCGGGAGUACGUGUCAUGCUGGCUGCCGCGCGCUGAUCCCAGAAGAAUGCAACUUCGGGAUGUUGCAGCCGAUCUUCCUGCCGCCAUCAGCCGUAUCCAUCCCGCGGACGGAGGUGCCAAUGGAGGCCAUCAUCGGAGUCCACGUGCGGCCCCCGCCGUCGCAGAGGGACUUCGGCUGCCCGCGACGGGCGUGGGGACCGGCGCGGCUGGUGACGUUGGCGCGGCGCCUGCUGCCGGCCGCCUGCUCCCCCCACGGCGGCGCUUCGCCCCCCUACUCCAGAGCACGGAGCGUGAGCGAGGAGUUCAGCUCGGGCUGCGAGGGCCGCUCGGGCUCCGGCGGCGGCUCCACCGGUGCCCCCGCCGACCAGGACCACCGCCCCGACCACAAGCAGCACCGUGAUCGGACGCCCGAUGACAGAGAUGAAGAGGUAGUAAAGGUGUAUGACGGGGAAGCGGCGUGGACACGGCGGCUGUACCGGCCGGUGGUGGUGGGACGCAACUGGAACGAGCGGGAGCUGGUCUCAGCAGCCCUGCGAGCGUUCCACGUGGCGCGGAACCCUGAUCAGUUCGAACUAACGGACGCACUGGCCGGCGACGAGCCUCCGUUGAGGGACCCCACGCCGCUCGCGAGAGUCACACGCCUGCCUAACAAGAGGCCUGCGUUGUUCUUGCGAUUCAAGGAACCAGAAACGGGUGGUGGAGAAGUGAGAGUAUACCCUGGUCGCAUCGCAGGAGGCGGCGAGACCUUCGUAACGGUGCCCAUUACAGGCGACGAAGCGGUCGCGGAUCUCAUGGCCUCCGCGCUAGAGCGGUUUGGGCUCGACCCUUCGCGGGCAACGCAAGACUACCGCUGCUCAGAAAUUCUGUUAGACCGCGGUGGUGAGUCAAAGUUAUCAGAGAGAGUGUUAGAAGAGGACGAGCGUCCCUGGCGCAUAGUGGUGCGGCUGGCGCGCGAGUCUGUGCGGAGGAUGGAGCUGGCACGGUUCUACCUGCAGCCGCGCCGCGACCCGCACGGGCCGACCCUCGCGCUGUUCGUGGCGUCGCUGCCACCCGGCCUCUCGGAGCGCAACUAUGAGAACAUCCUCGUUGAAUUUCUGGGAGCCGACAACAAGUUCACGUCGAUCGGGCCGAUUUAUUAUGAGUAUGGUUCGAUGGUGAUAACUUACGAGGACGCCAGUAAGGCGGUGCGCGCGUUGUAUGCGCUCAGAGAGGCCAAAUAUGAAGAUAAGCAUUUAUUAGUUAUGCUGUUACCUAGUAUUGAACCCUCUAUGGUGCCGGCGGGGGUGAAGCCCCUGCUGGUCUUUGUCAACGUAAAGUCCGGCGGCUGCCAAGGCUUGGAGCUCAUCUCUUCCUUCAGAAAGCUCCUAAAUCCUUACCAGGUCUUCGACUUGGAAAACGGCGGGCCGCUGCCUGGCCUUUACGUGUUUCGUCACAUUCCCAAUUACAAGAUCCUGGUGUGUGGUGGGGACGGAACCAUCGGGUGGGUGCUGCAGUGCCUCGACAAUGUCGGUCAGGACUCGCAGUGUUCCAAUCCGCCUUGUGCCAUCGUUCCUCUUGGGACAGGAAAUGACCUGGCCAGAGUCCUGCGCUGGGGGUCCGGUUACACUGGUUGCGAGGACCCGUUGUCCUUGCUGCGUGACGUCAUCGACGCCGAGGAGAUCCGCCUCGACCGCUGGACCGUCGUCUUCCAUCCAGAGGACAAACAGGACGAACCGAAGGAACCAUCUAACAAAUUACUAGUGCCUCACCUUGCAGCGUCUGUCACCGCAGGAUUAUCACAGAGCGAAGACAACUCACAGAUCCUCGUCAUGAACAACUACUUCGGUAUCGGCAUCGACGCGGACCUCUGUCUGGACUUCCAUAACGCCAGGGAAGAGAACCCUAACAAGUUUAAUAGCAGAUUACGCAACAAAGGUGUCUACGUAAAGAUGGGUCUACGUAAGAUGGUGGGGCGGAAGAUGUGCAAAGAUCUGCACAAGGCGGUGAGGUUAGAAGUGGACGGCAAACAGGUGGAGUUACCAGCCGUCGAGGGCAUUAUCAUUCUCAAUAUACUCAGCUGGGGUUCCGGCGCGAACCCGUGGGGCCCCGAGAAGGACGACCAGUUCAACAAGCCCAACCACUGGGACGGCAUGCUGGAGGUCGUGGGGGUCACCGGCGUCGUCCACCUCGGCCAGAUACAGUCCGGGCUGCGGGGCGCUAUGAGAAUAGCUCAGGGUGGACACAUCAAGAUCAACCUCAAGAGCGAAAUUCCAGUUCAGGUGGACGGGGAGCCGUGGGUGGCCGCGCCGAGUGAGGUCGUCGUGCUCAAAUCUGCACUUAAGGCGACGAUGCUGAAGAAAACCAAGCGCGGCGCCGCGGGCUCGGCCAACCCGUGACUCGCGCCUCACGCCCCGCACGCCUCGCCCGCAGGCCACCAUGCUGAAGAAGCGCGGCAAGGUGCGGCGCCGCAACACCGAGCCGAGCGUGGCGCGCGAGCCCGCGGGC
This is a messenger RNA of Pectinophora gossypiella (pink bollworm), 3043 nucleotides long. Its product is annotated as diacylglycerol kinase theta. Lineage: Eukaryota; Metazoa; Arthropoda; Insecta; Lepidoptera; Gelechiidae. The record is from RefSeq and is a predicted model, not a curated record. Gene Ontology annotation, molecular function: ATP-dependent diacylglycerol kinase activity. The transcript has 19 exons. The coding region runs from base 46 to 2934 and encodes 962 amino acids. Gene Ontology annotation, biological process: diacylglycerol metabolic process; intracellular signal transduction; lipid phosphorylation.